Molecule: messenger RNA, 1095 nt
Organism: Arabis nemorensis
Lineage: Eukaryota; Viridiplantae; Streptophyta; Magnoliopsida; Brassicales; Brassicaceae
Source: the annotation of a GenBank genome assembly
AUGCCAACACUCAAAGCUCUUAUAAUUGGAAAAGUCAAAGACAAAGCUUCAAUAAGCAAAGUCAGAUUGUUUCAUAGUUUCAGUUCCAAAUCCGUCAGAUACAUUCACUUAGCCCUUUUGAAAUCAACAACUCACACUUCUCACAAACCACCUAACUGCGACUAUGUUUCGGCGGUCGUCUCUUACUCUAACAGCCCUUAUGGUCCGGCAGCUUUCGCGGCGGUUCUAUGGAGGUUACGUGUCACCAAGGACGCUUUAGUCGCCACCAAGACUCUCAUCGUCUUUCAUAAACUUAUCAAAUCAUCAAGAGCCACGUUUGGAGGAUUCGAUCGUGAUCGUUGUCAAAACAAUCUAAAGCUGAAUGAUUUCAGUAACAAAUCUUCUUAUUUUACACUAGAGUUGUCUCAAUGGGUUGGAUGGUAUGCAUCGUAUUUGGAUUGUCUCUCAUGGAUUUCGGAGGUAUUAGGGUCUUUUCCAAAUUUAAAGGAGAGCUCAAAAGAGAAAGCCAAAGAGAAAGAUUGUGUAUGGUCUUACCAAACCGCAUAUAUUAUGAGACAAACCGAUUCCCUUGUGACUUUCUUUGAGCAUAUAUGCACCAGACCGGAGAUUCCCCCUCGGUUCCAAAACAAGAUCGUGGAUGAGAUCAGAGAGCUCGUGAUUCAAGACUACUUCACGGUUAUUAGAUUGGUUAUGGUACGGCUUCAAGUGUUGAGUGAAAGAUUGACUAAACCGGGUUUUGAACAUGUUGGUGAUUUCGGUUUGAACGAUUUGAGUCCGGUUUUGGUAAGACUUGAAGAAUGCAAAGAGAGUUUGAGUGGAUUUUCCUGGUGUUGCAAACGUCUAGCGGAGGAUUUUUGGUGUUUGGUUGAGAAAUUAAAGGGUGAGACGGUUAAGGAUGACGAAGAGAUGGUUGAAUUGUCCGGUUUGGUUCAGACCACGGUUGAGGACGAUAAAGAGAUGGUUGAAUUGGCCGGUUCGUCUCAGAACAAAUGGGUGACAUUCGACGAUUCUGAGAUGGCAACAAAUGAGGUGGUAAAAUGGGAUUCCAAAUGGGUAACAUUUGAUGACUCCAAGGCGUUGAGCUUGUGCACAUAA